Molecule: messenger RNA, 5956 nt
Organism: Myotis daubentonii (Daubenton's bat)
Lineage: Eukaryota; Metazoa; Chordata; Mammalia; Chiroptera; Vespertilionidae
Gene: TBC1D30
Product: TBC1 domain family member 30
Cellular component (GO): endoplasmic reticulum
Source: RefSeq, a predicted model, not a curated record
CCGGAGAGGGGAGGGGGCAGUGGGGGGAGAUUAGCCGCCUUGGGGAUCCGGAGCUCGCUGGCUUGGCGCCCGGCCGAGGGCACCCCGCAGGGGAGAGGCCGCGCCUCCUCCCGGAACUGGCAGGCGGCCGGCGGGGAGCGGCGGGAGCGGAGGGAGCUGGGCGCCGCGCACCACGCCGCGGGCUAUGGAGGUCCUUCCCACGGGCGGGGGCCCGACCCGGUGCCCGGAGCCUGAGGCCAGGCCGGAGGACGUCGUGGAGGAAGCGGUUCCUGCCGUGCCCCCGGCUCCACCCCUGCGGGACGCGCCCGCGGCCGGGCUGCCGCCGGACCCCCAGGACCCCUGGGAGGGCGAGGAGGACGCGGAGCCCGGCGAGCGGCGGGGCGGGCGGACCAGCCGCACGGCGUCCCUGGUGAGCGGGCUGCUCACCGAGCUGUACAGCUGCACCGAGGAGGAGGAGGCGGCCGGCGGGGGCCGCGGGCCCGGGGGCCUCCAGCGGCGCCGCGACAGCCUCGACAGCUCCACCGAGGCCUCGGGCUCCGACGUGGUCCUGGGCGGGCGCGGCGACUCCCGGGAGCUGCAGGAGCUGCGGGAGCGGCCGAGCGAGCAGCACCAGCGCCUGUACCUGCGGCAGAAAGACACUAAUGAACUGAAGACGAUCCUCCGAGAGCUUAAGUACAGAAUUGGCAUUCAGUCGGCGAAGUUACUCUGGCAGCUGAAGCAGAAAGAUCGGCUUCUGCAUAAAGUCCAGAAGAACUGCGACAUUGUGACUGCGUGCUUGCAGGCCGUGUCACAGAAGAGAAGAGUUGACACAAAGUUGAAGUUCACUCUUGAGCCGUCUUUAGGUCAAAAUGGUUUUCAGCAGUGGUAUGAUGCUCUCAAGGCAGUUGCCAGACUAUCCACAGGAAUACCAAAAGAAUGGAGGAGAAAGGUUUGGUUGACCUUGGCAGAUCAUUAUUUGCACAGCAUAGCCAUUGAUUGGGACAAAACCUUGCGCUUCACUUUCAAUGAAAGGAGUAAUCCGGAUGAUGACUCAAUGGGAAUUCAGAUAGUCAAGGAUCUUCACCGCACAGGCUGCAGUUCUUACUGUGGCCAGGAGGCUGAGCAAGACAGGGUUGUGUUGAAGCGGGUCCUGUUGGCCUAUGCCCGAUGGAACAAGAAUGUUGGGUACUGCCAAGGCUUUAACAUCCUGGCUGCACUAAUUUUGGAAGUGGUGGAAGGCAAUGAAGGGGAUGCUCUGAAAAUUAUGAUUUACCUUAUUGACAAGGUACUUCCCGAGAGUUAUUUUGUCAAUAAUCUCAGGGCGUUGUCUGUGGAUAUGGCUGUCUUCAGAGACCUCCUGAGACUGAAGCUCCCUGAAUUAUCUGAGCACCUGGACACUCUUCAGAGAACUGCAAACAAGGAGAGUGGAGGUGGAUACGAGCCCCCGCUCACGAAUGUCUUCACGAUGCAGUGGUUUCUGACUCUCUUUGCCACGUGCCUCCCUAACCACACCGUUUUAAAGAUUUGGGAUUCUGUCUUUUUUGAAGGUUCGGAAAUCAUCCUAAGGGUGUCGCUGGCUAUCUGGGCAAAGUUGGGAGAGCAGCUAGAAAACUGUGAAACGGCAGAUGAAUUCUACAGCACCAUGGGGCGCCUCACCCAGGAGAUGCUAGAGCGUGAUCUUCUAGAAAGCCAUGAACUCAUGCAGACUGUUUACUCCAUGGCUCCAUUCCCUUUCCCGCAACUGGCAGAGCUGAGGGAAAAGUACACCUACAACAUUACACCAUUCCCAGCUACAGUGAAACCCACCUCCGUGUCUGGACGACAUGGUAAGAUCAGAGACAGUGAUGAAGAGAAUGACCCAGAUGAUGAAGAUGCUAUUGCUAAUGCCGUGGGGUGUCUUGGACCUUUCAGUGGGCUCCUGGCACCUGAACUACAGAAGUACCAAAAACAAAUUAAAGAGCCCCACGAGGAGCAGAGCCUGAGAUCUAACAACAUUGCGGAGCUGAGUCCAGGAGCCAUCAAUUCCUGCCGAAGUGAAUACCACGCCGCUUUCAACAGCAUGAUGAUGGAGCGCAUGACCACGGACAUCAACGCGCUAAAGCGGCAGUAUUCUCGGAUUAAAAGGAAGCAGCAGCAGCAGGUUCACCAGGUGUACAUCAGAGCAGGCUCUCCAGAAGACAAAGACCAUGGGUUCUCCUUAGGUCCCAAGGACCGGGCAGUUGAUGACAAAGGGCCAGUGACCAGCCUCCUCCCGUCUCAGGUGAACAACUCUCCAGUUAUAAACCACCUGCUCUUAGGAAAGAAGAUGAAAAUGUCCAACCGAGCCGCCAGGAACGCUGUCAUUCACAUCCCCGGCCACGCGGGAGGCAAAGCGUCCCCCGUCCCCUACGAAGACCUCAGGUCGAAGCUCAACUCUCCGUGGCGAACUCACAUCCGAGUCCACAAAAAGACCAUGCCGAGGGCCAGGAGCCAGCCGGGCUGCGGGGACACCGUGGGGCUCAUCGAAGAGCCGGGGGAGGGCUGCAGGGCCGCGCGCCCGGGGCCCGCGGAGGCGGAGGCGGAGGCGUGCCCUUCCCCUGGAGGCGGCAGCGCGCAAGGCAGCGCAGGGCGCACCAUCGAGGGCCAGUCUCCGGAGCCGGCCUUCGGAGAUGCCGACGUGUCGAUGGUCCAGGUGAAGUUAGAAGCCUUGGAACUGAACCAAAGGGAUGCCGCUGCCGACCCUGAGCCCAGGUGGCACCCGCCCCGCCAGCGGCACCUCCCGGAGCUGCCCGAGGCGCCUGGGGAGGACAGAGCCACCGGCAGACCUCCCCACGGGAGCCGCCCCAAGACUCCCAUCUUCAGCCCCUUUCCCAGCGUCAAGCCGCUGCGUAAGUCAGCGGCCGCCAGGAACCUGGGGCUGUACGGCCCCACGGAGCGGACCCCGACCGUGCACUUUCCUCACAUGAGCCCGGGCUUCAGCAAAGCCGCCGGUGGGAACAGUAGCACGAAGAAGCGGUGACUCCCAGGAACCGCGCCCUGGGAGUCACCUUUUCGUGGUGGAGCAGCGGUUCCAGCCACAUGGCUCCAGAGGAAUUGCAGCUGCCCCGGGAAAGCGCAUGGAUGGGUCCAGAGGUGGGCCGCAUCUGUAAACACAGGAUUGGAGGUUUCACGGUGGGAGCUAGAUUAGGGGUGUUUGUCCACCCACUGAUAACCGGUACCAUGGAUUCUUGGUGGCGAAAUAAAUAUUGUGGUUUUAAAAUGUGAAGUCUUCCCAAUUUUUAAUCGUCAGCUGUUUCGGAAAGACGAUGUACCCUAGCCUCUUAGUCCCUCUUCCUUCUUCCUGUUCUGCGGGGCCUUCAGGGUCCUUUGGGUGUUAUUAAUGCGCACGCACGCUCCACUCGCUUGCUAGAACAGGAACUGUAAAUAGAAGUUUCUUAGUUGCAAAAAACUUCCCGAUUCCCCUCUUCAUGCCCUAUUGGGGGGCAUGUUUGUACGUGUGAGUUCUCCUUCAGUCGUUUCUUUCAGCCAGUCUCAAAUUGCUUCUGAUUCUUACGUUAAAUUGCAGGAGAAAACUCCAGGUAGCCUUUCCCUCCCUUUCCAUUUCUAGCUGCAAAACGAAGGAAACUUUUAUCUGUUGAAAUUUAGGUCGAUCACUAACUUGAAGAUCUUAUGCAGAGAGCACAAAUGGAUAGGCACUCAGCAACUGCUCAGAACAGCUUGCUAAUUCCCCUGAGCUUUCCCCAAGGCUCAUUUGCUCCUCUUACGGAGCGUGCGGUCCUGGUGGUGGGAUGACAUGAUGGGCUGUCUGGGCAGCUUGCCCCGCGUCCUCCGCGCUGCAGCUCACUUACCUACCAGCUCUCCGCGGCAGAUGCAGUGAGGCUCUGCUCAAAAGCCAGAACAGAGCACCUGCAACUCUGUUACUUGAAUUUUGUGCUUCUUUUGAUUGGAACUUUGAAUAUUUUGUUACUUGAACACUGCCUUUCUCUGGAGAAGGCAGGCCCAGUGCUUUCCAGCUCUCUCACCCACUCCUCCCUGGUCCCAGCAGGUCAGACACAGACCUGCCAAUGCCACUAUGCAGAUGGGAACUCAGCCACAGAGAGUGAAGCCCCUCAGCUACUGCAGGUAAAUACGGCCCCUCUUCAGCGUGACUUAGCCACAUUUCCUCCAGUGCAGGAGGCGGGUUCCAUGCUCUCUGUACGCAGAUGCACCGGCCACAAAGGUUCUACAGACCACGACUGGGAAGCCAUAUACUGCACUCCCUCCUGACUCCAAGGGCCUUCCUCCAGGUCUUUACAGUCCUGCGUGGUUUCACAAAACCAGCUCGACCCUUUUCACCAGAACAGAUAGUACGUUUUAGUUUUUAAAAAAUAUAUAUUUUAUUGAUUUUUUACAGAGAGGAAAGGAGAGGGAUAGAGAGUUAGAAACAUCGAUGAGAGAGAAACAUCGAUCAGCUGCCUCCUGCACACCCCCUACUGGGAAUGUGCCUGCAACCAUGGUACCUGCCCUUGACCGGAAUCGAACCUGGGACUCCUCAGUCCACAGGCCGACGCUCUAUCCACUGAGCCAAACCAGUCAGGGCAGAUAGUACAUUUUAAAGCAUGCUACAUGCAGCUGUCAUUUGGCUAAACCGAAGGCUCACUCCUCAGUGUCCUUCUCUCAGCAUCAUGAGAAGAAUAGACUCAGCCUCUUACCCUCAUUGCUGGAAGACCAUGGCCGUGCUUGCAGGCAUAGUGCUGAAGCAGCCACUAGUAAUCUGGGCUAGUUGGGUCACUAAUUCUGAAACCAAAGCUAUAGUUUUAGACAAGGCUUUUACUAGGAGAGGUAUACAUUUUUAUAAUAAAAUAGAAAAUGUAGUUGUGUGGGCUGCUUUGAACAGGAAACACAAGAAUGACAUAUAUAGCGAGAAAAAGCCAUUUUAUCCCCUUUGCGGUAUUUUGACUCCCAGAUGAGUGCAAGAUGGAAAACAUGACUGAUAAGAUACUGCAGUUUUGCUUGAAUCCUGUGCCGCCUGAAGUUAGCAGGUAGCUUCUUAAAAGGCAGCCAAACCCACAGCCUGUGUCUUGGGGAGGGGGUAGGUGGAGAGUGGGGCUGACUUUGCAACCCAUCCGGGAACGGGGGCCCACUGUGUUUCCCAAAGUGAAGCAAAUGACACGAUUUUCUUCCACCUGCUAAACUUUACAGAAAAGAAUGAUUCCACCUCGGAUUCUUUUCUCCUCCCCCGCCCCCAAUGAGUCAGAGCCACCUUGUUCCCCUUGAGGGAUGUCUGACAGCACAGAAUUGUUCUUCCCUCUGUGAGUCAGCUCCCAGCAGCCUGCAGUGGGGGCCCAGGAAGGCAGUGAUGGUGUGGAGCCCCCGGCUGUGGCCCUGAGCAUCUCGCCUUGCUGUGGCCCAGCUGUCUCUGUUCCCAGCACACGCUGCUUCCCAGGGCUGGUCUGAGAAAGGGAUGGAUGAGAGAGCACAUGGUGUGGGAUGAGUAUUUGUUGAAUGAAUGAAUAACUGAAAGCAUAAUAGUCUUUUGAGGUAAAAAAAUGACCUUGUCAGGAUUUAAAACCAACAGAUUUCCAUGGAAGCUUUCUCUGUUCCGAUACUGUGCAUGCAUUGUACCGUGUACUCACUUUUAUGAAUUGGUGAACUUCUAAGCCUCGCCUACUUUAGAAUAUAAAGAAUCUGCAGUAGCCUCAACCGCACAGCAUGGACAAAGACCUCCAUGGACUUGUUCUCUUCCCGAGGUACUGGACACUCUGCCAGCACCACAAGCACUCACCAGGCAGUGGCUCCUUGGUCCUCAGAGAGGCCUGCACCCGUCGGCACGGGCACCGGGAGCUGCUCCUCCUGGCCCUCCACACCUGUCCUCCCAGACGAUCCAAACAAACCUGGUUUGUAAUGUCGACCUAUGGGCGAUAACGGUUUGGAAUAUUCUGUUCCUUUUUGGUCUCUCUCGCUGUUCUAAAGACUGUCGAUUACAAAGAUUUGUGCAUAAAGAUGUUCCUUGUUGUGG